Molecule: messenger RNA, 861 nt
Organism: Rhodotorula toruloides NP11
Lineage: Eukaryota; Fungi; Basidiomycota; Microbotryomycetes; Sporidiobolales; Sporidiobolaceae
Exons: 3
Coding region: 1-861 (286 amino acids)
Source: RefSeq, a predicted model, not a curated record
AUGGCGGUCGUGUGGGAUAGGUUGCGCGAGGCAGAGCAGCGAGGACAACCUGUUCAGACGCUCGUCGCGGGCCAACUCGCGUACAGCUUGGGCAGGGUCCUCCCCGAGUCGUCAACGUCGCUCAAGAGGAUUGUCCUCGUUGGCGGCGCCAACGCUUCGUUGUCCUCGUGCGACUUCGCCAAGGAACUCUAUCCAGCUCUCUCCUCUCUCGCCCUUGGAGUCCGGCUGUACGCAGUUCCUCCGCCUCGCCCAGCAAGCCCUCUCGCUCUCGCCGAGCUUCUCCUCACCAGCCCUGACGAGGACAUCAUCCGCGACUUCUGCAACCCAGCCGUUACGCCACUGCUGCGGCACCUGUGCCUCCUCGGGCUCGACUUUCCGAGCACGUCGUCGCCCGCCGUCUUCUCCGACGUCGCGCUGUUUAAGCGCCUCGCAGCGCUCGAGAUCAGCUACCGACAAACACCUCCAACUCCCGCCGCAGCCGCCUUCGCACCGAACUUCCCGGUACCUACCCUCCUGCGCACAGAGAUCGCAUACUUCGGCGACCUAUCCCUCCCGUCCCCCCCCCGGACGAGUGCGUCGACAGCGGCGUGGCCUACAUCCAGCUACAUCCACCGCCUCGCCGCCCGUGUCGAGUGGGGCCUUCGACCCAAAGUCUUCUUCCUGCCGGACAAUCUUCAUCCCGACGCUACGCCAGUUCGCGACUUCGGUCUUGGUGAGAUUCGCGACCGCUUCUUAGCCACUCUCAAGAAGCACGGCAACCCAUCCAUUUGCUGGUACCGCGCGGACGAGGAGAUGGGCGCCUCACCUUCGGAACCGUUUCGCCGUUACCUCGACAGGGAAAGGCUCGAGGGGCGCAUGUGA